Molecule: messenger RNA, 1677 nt
Organism: Thecamonas trahens ATCC 50062
Lineage: Eukaryota; Apusomonadida; Apusomonadidae
Exons: 2
Coding region: 1-1677 (558 amino acids)
Source: RefSeq, a predicted model, not a curated record
AUGUCUGACCAGAUUGCCCUUGCAACGGUCACGGCGCAGACAGCGACCGACCUGGCGUCCCUGGCACGGCUGGCGGCCCGGCGGGAGCAUGAGGCUGCCGGAGCCCGUGCUCGGGCAGAGCGACGGAGGGCGGCGGAGGAGCGGAGGGAGGCGGCGGCAGCCGAGGAGCGACAGGCGCUGGCUCGACGGGCUCGACAGAGGGCAGCGCAUGUCGACGCAGUGGCGAGGCGGCGGGCUGUGUAUGGUCUGGCCAGGCGGGAGGCGGUGGCAGAGGCAGAAGCCGAUGCGGCUCUGGCGGCCGAGCGGAGGGCUCGCAAGGCGGCGAGGGCCAAGAGGAAGCGCCUGGCCAAGAUCCAGGUGGCAGAGGAGAAGGCGGCCGAGAGAGCAAGCUCGCUGAGGGCUGCCCGUGAACGGCAGCGUGCCAUCGAUGCCCGGCUUGGUGCUGUUGCUGCUUCCGUCGCUGUUUUGCCUUCGGAGGAGGACGUCGCCAGAGAUCGCUUUCACGCUGCUCUCAAGGCUGAGCUCGCCAGCUUUCGCGAGGCCAAACGGAAGCUCCACGCCAAGGUCCGCCAUGGUCGGCUGGAGGACUGGGAUGGUGCGGCUUUUGAUGAUGCUCUGCGCAAGCUCGAGCGGAGCCAUGUCCGCCGUCUUAAGGUUCUCAAGCGGGCGCGUGAGAUCGAGAUGGCGAACGACGGCGUGGCGCGGCCCAAGCGCAAGCCGCAUGUGCCCAAGCCUUCUCUACCGGCGCCGGUAGUGCGGCGGGUGGUUGGCGAGGAGGAGACCCAGGCUGAUGCUGUUGCAGCCGGCGACGACGAGCAGCAGGCAUGGGCCGACGUCUGUCUCUACCACCGCUUCCCUGCGGCGACCUCGGAGCUUGUGAUGACGAUGGAGAAGCCAGGCGAUGUUGCAGUGGUGACUCACGACUUUAUCGCCGAGUACGCGGCGCAACUGACGGUACAUGAGGGCGACCACGUCCUUCUCGCGUGCGAGGGCGUGCCCGACACUGCCUGGGUCUACGUCGAUCCUAUUUCGUCGUCGGAGCUCCUCGCUGGCGGCUACGUGCCGGGGUCGCGGCUCCGGGUCCUCUCGCAGUUCCGCUCGCAGGAGGUCAAGUCGCAGUCGGGCGCACUUGGCACGCUCAAGGCGAGGCUCGAGCACGCCGCAUCGCCCGACGGCAUUGUUGCUCGCAAGGCUGCGGUGGACAAGUGGAAGCGCUGGGAUCGGCGGCUGAACGGGCACGAGUCGGAGUCGGUCUCCGAGUCGGGCGCGUCGUCUGAGACCGGCUCGGGGCCGACGCUGGACGAGAGUGGUGACGGCGUGAUUGGCGGCGGCAGUAGUCACCACAGCGUCUGCAGUGGCUGCGGUAUGUUGGACGGUGACGGCGACGACGACGGCCUGAUCCUCGACAACGACGACGGCCUGAUCCUCGACGACGACGAUGGCCUGAUCCUCGACGACGACGAUGGCCUGAUCCUCGACGACGACGACGGCAUUCUUCUCGACGACGACGACGGUAUUCUUCUCGACGACGACGACGGCAUACUUCUCGACGACGACGACGGCAUACUUCUCGACGACGAGGGUAGUCUUCUCGAUGGCGAGGGUGUUCUUCUCGAUGGCGACAACAACGGGGCGGAAGAUGGGGCGGACGAUGACGCGCGAGUCGUACUACUUUGA